CUUCUUCCCUCUCUCUCUUUGUCUCUUUUCUUAUUUAUAAAUGAUGAACAAUAAUAAUAUGGAUGAAGGCUUUGUAGAACAAGGAUUUAAAUUACCUGGUUUUAUGAAUAGUUGGUCAGAUGAAGAAAAAGCAGAAUUUGCCUAUCAAUUGCUAUUAUGUAUACCCGUAUCAUCUACAACAAAAGUCAUGAAUCGAUUAUCACCACUUGUCUAUAAGGAUUAUAUCUCUUCACUACCUUAUGAGAUAAAAUUAGAUAUCCUCUAUCGAUUGGACACCAAAUCCCUUGUUCGCAUGUCACGCGUUUCAAAACAGUGGAAAUCAAUUAUUGAAGAUCAGCAGUUAUGGAAAGAGUUGUACCUUCAUUCAGGUUGGUCAUUUAAUCAAAGGGCAGUAAAGGAAUAUUUAUUAUCACAACGAACACUUGUCGAGAAAAGCAUGAGCACACCCAGAUCACUUUUACCCAUGAUGCCCCGACUAAGACCAUUCAAAGCUCCACCUCCUAUUUUGGAAAAGUUUGCUCUCAAUACUGAUUCAGCCGUUCAACAAGUUUGUUCAUCGAAAUCACAGCCAUUAUCAUCAUUCAAUAGACAAGAAGCAUUAUCUCAUAUCAUAAAAGAAAGACCCUUUAUAAAUAGACCUCCUCUUAGACGUCAUAUAAAAUACGAUGAAACACCUAUUUAUCAUUAUAAAGAAUCAACCGAUACACGUUAUAUCAAUUGGAAACGACUGUAUCGCAAUAGAUCAUUGAUCGAAAAAAGAUGGAAUGAAGGAAAAUGCAAGAUGAGGCAGUUUCCUUCAGAUGCGUCUCUGGAACACAGUGGCUCGAUCUAUUGUUUACAAUUCAAUAACUCCAUUCUUGUUACAGGAAGCAGGGAUAGACAUAUCAAGAUAUGGGAUAUCAAUACAGGCGCACUGCUCCGUAAACUAGAAGGCCAUUUAGGCAGUGUUCUCUGUCUGCAGUUUGAUCAUCGUUUCUUGAUUAGUGGAAGUAGUGAUGCCGCGCUAAUCAUAUGGGACAUUCACACUGGAGAACGCAUCAAGGUGAUUCAGGGUCAUGAAGAAAGUGUGCUCAACGUCAAGUUUAAAGGAAACACACUGGUGAGUUGUUCAAAGGAUAGAACAGUUCGUAUCUGGAGAUUGGAGAAUAGCGGAGAUAUUAAGCUUCACUCCGUCUUGAGAGGACAUCGUGCUGCAGUCAAUGCUGUGCAAUUUAAAGACAACAAAGUAGUAUCUGCAUCAGGCGACAGAACAAUAAAGAUAUGGGAUAUGACUUCGGGUGAAUGUCUUAAAACAUUAGACUCACAUAGUCGAGGCAUCGCAUGCGUUGAAUAUGAUGGUAAAUACAUCAUCAGUGGAUCAAGUGAUCAAACUAUCAAAGUAUGGAAUGCUGCAACAGGAGAAUGUAUUCAUACUCUAGUGAGCCAUAAAGAUCUUGUACGUACAAUACAACUAGACAGUAAAAGUAAAAGAAUCAUCAGUGGAAGCUAUGAUGGAAGCUUAAAGAUUUGGGGAUUAGAAAAUGGGAUUUUAUUAAGAAGUCUAAGUCAAGCCACCUAUGGCAGAAUACUAAAUUUACAGUUUGAUUUUGGUAAAAUCAUCUGUUCGACGAAUUUGGGCAAAAUAAUCAUCUAUGAUUUUACAUAUGGCAUCGAUACACAGUUUAUUUCUUGAUCUCGUCUAUCCUCUUCUUUAAUUGUUGAAUCGAUCUUGCCUUUAGUUCCAAUAAAUCGCUCAAUGUCUCCAGAUACUCGAUAAAUUCAUUUACGCUUCUUUUUGCAUGUGGCUGAUGAAUAAACUUGAUCUCCUUGUUUAAACAUUCGUUCAUAUCACAAAUAUGC
Messenger RNA from Rhizopus microsporus ATCC 52813, 1839 nucleotides. RefSeq names its product WD40 repeat-like protein. The transcript is spliced from 4 exons. Lineage: Eukaryota; Fungi; Mucoromycota; Mucoromycetes; Mucorales; Rhizopodaceae. Gene Ontology annotation, molecular function: protein binding. The record is from RefSeq and is a predicted model, not a curated record. The coding region runs from base 41 to 1672 and encodes 543 amino acids.